Penicillium angulare is the source of this 936-nucleotide messenger RNA. Its product is annotated as translation initiation/elongation factor MRX8. Gene Ontology annotation, molecular function: GTP binding. The transcript is spliced from 2 exons. The coding region runs from base 1 to 936 and encodes 311 amino acids. NCBI's taxonomy places the organism in Eukaryota, Fungi, Ascomycota, Eurotiomycetes, Eurotiales, Aspergillaceae. Gene Ontology annotation, cellular component: mitochondrion. The record is from RefSeq and is a predicted model, not a curated record.
AUGAAUCGACAUAUAUGUAGGCUCUUUGUUCCUACGAGACGCCUAUAUUCAACAGCACCCCCCUCGAAGCAACCUUCAUCCCCCAAUAAAUUAGAGCUCCAGGACCUCACGCCCUCAGAGCUAUGUUACCACUGGGACACAAAACAACCUACUCCGGAGCAGCUCGCUUUCGCCGAGAAAUUAUUCGUACCGUCUCGCCAUUCGCCGCUUAAAUUGUGGUCUGCAAGCAAGUUCCGCACAGCGCCACUAUCCUCAAUCGAGCCUGAAGUUGCAUUCCUCGGCCGUUCCAAUGUCGGUAAAAGUUCUCUAUUGAAUGCGAUCAUGGGGCAGGAGAUAUGCUGGACAUCCUCCAAACCCGGCCGGACAAGGGAAAUGAAUGCAUUUGGCAUUGGAGGUACGAAGGGCGGUGAAUCCAAGGUGGUUCUUUUGGAUAUGCCAGGAUACGGCAAAGCCAGUCGAGCGGAGUGGGGAAUGGAGAUUUUGAAAUAUCUACAAGGGCGGAAACAACUCCGUCGCACUUUCAUCCUCGUCGAUAGCGAACAUGGGAUCAAACAGCAGGACGCAGAUAUCCUCCAGCUCUGCCGGCAUAAUGGAAUCCCACACCAAAUAAUCCUCUCCAAGGUUGAUAAAGUGCUCAGCAAAUCGAAGAAACAGCUCAAAACCGGGGUAUCGACUGCAAGCAUUCAACGACUUGCUAAAAUGCUACAAGAUAUGAAACCACUUGUUCAACCGGACGCACGUAUCUCGGAGGGACCAGGCUCUCUAGGCGAGCUCAUCACCUGUAGUUCUGAAGUUCCCAUUGGAUCAGGUCAAUUUCUGGGAAUCAACACAGUACGCUGGGCAAUUCUUUCCGCAGCAGGAAUUGAUGGCAGCUUGGAAAGCGUGCGACCUGCUCCUCGACAACCCUCCGUUGAAGCCUCUGCCGAUACAUCUUGA